AUGGCGACAAUGAGACAGCACUCAUCUGUGCUGUUGCUGAUCAUGUGGGCGCUAUUAGUCGGGAUUGUUCUCCCGUUUGAGCAGAAUGGCAUAGCAUACACACUUUGCAGCAAGGAAAGCCCCACCUCAGUUGAGAUGACUCCCGUCAGCCCCGGAAUCUUGUUGCUGAGCCCUAACUUUGGAGACGGUCACUAUCCCAACAACUUGAGUUGUUACAUCCGGCUGUAUUCCAGGAACGAGGCGGUUGGUUUGAAAUUGCAUUUUAGGACCUUUGUUGUGGAAUCUGGGAAGAGGGAAGACUGUAUUUACGAUUUUCUGUGUAUAGAUGGAAUAUUCUUCUGUGGGUCAAAUCUGGGUGAUUACGUUUUCUUACACAUCAUCCCGGCGAACAGUGUGUUUACGAUUGUCUUUCAAACAGAUGGAGAUGGUACAGGCGAUGGCUUUGAUAUUGCUGUAACACCGGUCCCAGUCGAACAUGGGUCCAUUGUUACCCAGUCGGAAAGUAGCAACAAAAACUUGACCAAAACAAGAGAUCCUUCAAGGCAUUACAUCGAUGGUUGCGGUUUCUGGGUGAACAGACGCAGACUGACAAUCAACCCCACUGUUGAGCCCACCAAGCCCCCACAUGUGGCCAAAUGCUCAUGCCAUUGUGAGUCUGACCUUUACCACGGUGACGACUGA
Candidula unifasciata is the source of this 681-nucleotide messenger RNA. Lineage: Eukaryota; Metazoa; Mollusca; Gastropoda; Stylommatophora; Geomitridae. The record is from the annotation of a GenBank genome assembly.